UAAAUAGUGUAACCGUCAACAGAUUUGGUAUCGAAACUACUUUAAAAAAAAUUGUUUUAGGUACGGGAAAUAUUGCUGUUGAUUACCUGUUUUCGGUCGGUUUAUACAGUGUUUAUAAAGCUAACGUUUUAAAAAAAACUUUACAAGUGGAACCAUAGGUCGCUCUUUACACUUUUUUAACACAGAAAAAUAUGAGAAAAUGGUUUUAAUUCUUUUUUUCCAAAAAUCAAAUUAUUAAAAUUGUACAUGUAAAGGAAUCUCUUUUAUACCAUAACUCUAUUUUUAUAUGAUGUAAAAUAUUGAUGUUGAUGAGCGAUACAUGCUGUAAAUUGUACUACUGAAUUGACGAAUAAAAGUGGGAUGAACCCACAAAAGAGAAAAAAAAUGAUGGCACUGUGUUCUAAUACGCAUCUCGAAUAAAAACCACACUAGAUGUAAUAUCGAUGUUUUAAAAAUCAAGGAAUAUUGCUAAAAACAUGAGGCACACUGAAAUAUGAAUCCGAUUGCUUAGUAGGCUUAGACAAUAGAAAUUCUAUGAUUUGAAAUGUAUUAGACCUUGAAUAUACCAACCAUGAACUGAAUUUACAUCAUGUAAAAUAUCAUAUGAAAAUAAUAACUCUAUUUCCUUAUAGUUAAUUAUUUGCUAACUGUAUAUUCAUGUUUACUCAAUGAUGGGUUCAAUGAGGAACUGCUGAUAAUCUGAUCAGUCUUAUCGGUACGUAAGAGGUCCAUAGUACACAGCCACACCAAACGUUUGACCACUACUGACGCAUUACGCCUACAUUACAUCACGUUAGUUGUUAACACGACGUUGUCGGCAUUAUAGUAAAGCACAUUUCAUAUACAAUGUUUUUAAGGAUGACCACGCAGCACCUCUUACGAAUGAUGUUGGCAAUUGUUAUUACUUUUAUUUUAUCAGAAGGCCUGUUAAAUGUUGGUGCAACUACAACAGAAGAAUAUACCGGUACAAUGACAGUGGCUGUGACAGAAGAAACAUCGACGGAUUAUACAUACACCAGUACAUACUUUGAUACAAGUAUGUCAGCAUCAUCUAUAACAACAACAAAAACAAAACCAAUACCAACAACGAUGACUACUGAGCCAAUGUCGACACAAUCCACUUCAACAACAACAAUGGACAGUACUACUUCACCCUAUACAACAACAACAGCAACAACACAGGCAGAACCUAUGGGUAGUACAACACAAUCUAUAACUACGACAGAAUCAUCUACAGCAAUAUCAACACCAAUGGACAGGACGCCUACAUCAUCCUCAACAGCGAUUGAUUCAACAACAACAGCAGCAGCAACGACACAUACAGUAUCUAUCAGUACCGAAACAAAGUCGAAUGGUACAACACAAUCUAUAACUACGACAGAAUCAUCUACAACAAUAUCAACACCAAUGGACAGGACGCCUACAUCAUCCUCAACAGCGAUUGAUUCAACAACAGCAGCAGCAGCAACAACACAUACAGUAUCUAUCAGUACCGAAGUUUCCACAGGUAUGGUUACAAACACCCCUUCUGCUAUUACUACUACGAACAAGGUAACACCAACCAAAUGGCCAAAAAAAGAGGCAAUUCCAGAUGAAGUAUUGACAGUUGUAAAUGUGACAAUGUAUGUGAUUGCUUCAAAUGUCGCUAAAGAAUGUGCUGAUGCUCCCUCAAUAGCCAAAUGUCCUAAUCUUACUAAAGAAUUUAAAAAAGAGUUUGGCGAGGCAUACUCUGAAUUUGAUCCUAAAGCGUAUCAUAGGUUGGUCGUCACGGAUAUCUCAAGCUUUGAUAAAAGACCGCUCAAAGCAUAUACAACAGAAGAACAACAGCUCAACGUCGAUCAUUAUGUGGAGUAUAAAUAUACUAAGGAAUUAGAUGAGAUGUCCGUAGAAAAUUUUACAAAAGAAGUAUUUCGAGAUGAAACAUAUGGAAGCUUUACAUAUAAUGAUAGUUUUAUUGUCAUUGACACCGAUUUUUGCAAUGAGGAGUACUACUAUCCCUGCGAAGAUUCCUUUAAAUUUAGAUGUAAUGACGAAAAUAAACCAGAAUGUGCUUCGAAGUGUGAGGAUUCAUUUAAUUGGUGCCAUAAUGGAUCUUGCAGUGUUGGAAAUGGUGGUGAAAUAUCCUGCAAGUGUACGUCUGCAGAUAAUUUUAAAUACACUGGUUCACAAUGUGACCAAUUGGAAUGUGAGUCAAAAGGAGACCUGGUUUACUAUGGUGAUACGUGUGACAAAAAGUCAUGUUACAGAGAAGAUAAAAAAUGGUACAUUGGAAAAGAUUGCCAAUUCCCUGUAAACAAGAUCUGGUUAAUAGUUGGUCUGUCAGUUGGUGGCGCCCUCUUCCUGUUUAUGAUUACUCUUGUGAUUUGCUUAUCUUGUAAGCGCGUUGGAAGAAGGAAAGAUGAAGACGAUUUGGAAGAUUCUGUGGAUAACUCCAUUAUUUCGGCUUACGAAGACGAACGCCAUAAACUAUCUAGUCCUAUGCUGAGUGGUGUGAAAAAUCCCACAUAUCUUCAUGAUGAGGGUGAGAGCGGUGACUCAAUACACAAGGACCGGCCUUUCUCCUACUUUCAACCUUCCUCACCCGUGGACCCAUACUACAGCAAUACUACGUUUGGUUAUGGAAAUGAUGGACCGAGUAUAUUCCCGCCAGAUGACCCGAAUUCAGAAGUUGAAAUGCAUGCGGAGACCGAACAAAAACCGACCCAUGUUUUUACUAGUGAUCUCGCUCAAACGAACAAAAAAAACGUCAAGAAACAACAGACAAAAUCAACUGACAAGAAAAAGAAAAGUAGCAAGCAAGCAAACGAAUCGAAAAGGGGGAAAUCCACAGUGUCACCCGUAUUUGACUAUAAUGAGGAUAUUAUGUACCUCGAAGAAAAUACCUUAUGGAGUCCCGAAUUACUGUCGAAAAUGAAGCAGCCGAUUAGCAUCAAACGUGCAGAACCGCAAAACAUGGAUGCCUACAACUAUCCAGACGCCGAUUAUUAGGUUUUCCGACAAAAUCAAGUCACAGAAUAAGUAACAGGACGUGGCAACGUAGGUGUGUCAGGAUUACCAUCAAUCUACAUUCAAACCACUAACACUAGACCUGGUCUGGUAUUUUAUAGAACGUGAAAUGUUUUUUUUUAUGUUGGCCUACCGUAGUUGAUAUUUACUGUAGAUAGUAGCCGUACACAGUACGGCAGUUCUUCUUUAGUAACUUUUAUUUAAAAUAACUAUACAUUUAAUGAUACGAUAUAAUAUUGUUUUAGUAUAGUUCCCCUACACCUGUGUCUCAGGGCGCUGUCAAGCAAUCGCUGCCAGUGGUGGAUUCAAGGGAACCCAGUGUUGUUCACUCAUUUACGUUACCGUACUUAUUUACUCAUUUUUAGCUCCGAUGAGGAGCUCUAGAAACACUCGGCUAAUUGAUUAAUAGAUCUAUUUUGUAUGGGCUGCCGUUAGGGCCAAUAUACUCUACUGCCUCUAUUAUACUGCCCUCAUCGGAGCUUUUGAGAUUACAAGAACUUGUUACUACUGCCAAUACAGCGUUCAUUCAGUCUGUUACCAAUUACCACUUCGUGUAUACUAGCAUUAUAGGCCUAUUAUGUUUGGUUUGAGAGAAUGGAACCAUAAUAUUACGACUUUAGUGUAUGGAACAAGAAAUUCUUUAGUAAUGCCAAUAGGUCUACUGUCGCUUAUGUGUGUUUAUGUUGUGACCCACUCGGCCCAGCAGUACUGGUGAUAUACCAUACCAAGGCAUAAUUCAUAAACCAUUUACGAGUUUGUAAAAGAAUGUUGGGGUAAACAUAUUAUAAUAUUGGGGAGAAUUGGUCCAUCUUUUAGAAGAGAAAUAAUAAAUGACAUAAAAUCAUUGAACAAAAAUAAUAUUAAAACGCAUCCAUAUAAAUAUGCAUCUGCGUCUGAAGUGCUCAAUUAUGGUAUUGAAUAGUCUCUAUACCCAUAAUUUUGGACAGGGCCCCAGCGGCAGUUACCCGUACUGAACCAGUCAAUAUUUGGCUCCAAGUUUGGCUGCUGAUGAUAGAAAGUAAGUAACUGUAAGUGUAUAAAGUACUUGAGCUCAAUUACUUUGUCAGUGCUUUAGGUAUAAGCUAUUAUUCAUUGUCAUCAUUUUGUUUUCAAAUGGGAAACACUAAUUCGCAUUCCCUAAAACUGUUGUCAUAUAAACAGUCAUAAGCAAAUAAGCAGUUAAUAAGACGUACCUUAUGUAAAUAACAUUUUUCUCCAUGUGUGAAGUUAAUAUGUAACAUAGGAAGUGUAUUUUAUCAUUUGUACAUUUGUUUAUGGUGCAUUUUCCUCUCUUUGGUGUUGUUAAGCGCCUCGAGGUUGUGACAAUAUGAUUCAGAUUCAGAUUUAUUUGGUCCUUGCGGAAACUCAUUUAAGGCAACAAUCGCAAUACAAUGAGAUGCAAAAGUACAAAGAAAUAAAAACAAAGAAUAGCAAAAAAAAAAAUGCGCUAUAUAAAUACAGAAUUAUUAGUUAUAUUAUUAUUAUCAAGAUAUUACCGUUGUAUUAACCUGUAAGAAUUUCCUUUAGUAUGUUAAAUAUUCAUUAUACUGGCAUUAUAUUAUUAUUAUUAUUAUUAUUAUUAUUAUUAUUAUUAUUAUUAUUAUUAUUAUUAUUAUUAUUUUUAUUAUUAUUAUUAUUAUUAUUAUUUUUAGUAUUA
Messenger RNA from Anneissia japonica, 4663 nucleotides. RefSeq lists its product as uncharacterized. The coding region runs from base 847 to 2988 and encodes 713 amino acids. NCBI's taxonomy places the organism in Eukaryota, Metazoa, Echinodermata, Crinoidea, Comatulida, Comatulidae. The record is from RefSeq and is a predicted model, not a curated record. The transcript is spliced from 14 exons.